This is a messenger RNA of Magnolia sinica, 1592 nucleotides long. Its product is annotated as protein NCA1. Gene Ontology annotation, biological process: protein ubiquitination. The coding region runs from base 177 to 1415 and encodes 412 amino acids. NCBI's taxonomy places the organism in Eukaryota, Viridiplantae, Streptophyta, Magnoliopsida, Magnoliales, Magnoliaceae. Gene Ontology annotation, molecular function: protein binding; ubiquitin protein ligase activity. The record is from RefSeq and is a predicted model, not a curated record. The transcript is spliced from 8 exons.
CCAAUCGUCAAUCGAUCUGAAAAAUAAAUAAAUAAAUAAACAAAUAAAUAAAGAAAGAAAGAAGGAAAGAAAGAAAGAAAAAAUCUAAAAUCUGAAAAACAGGCAAACGGCAAACGCAGAGAAGCGAGAGAGAGAGAGAUUGCAAGCAAGCCCCAACGAGGGAAUUAUCAACCAAGAUGAGUUCUGUUUGUCCAUUUGCUAAAGCAACAGAGACUGGUGCUCUCUGUCCUGUGAAGUCUGAGGAGUACAGUGAUACACAUCAGGCAGGGAACACUGACAAUGAUAAGGAGGACAAGAACUCCGUGGCCAUAUCUCCAAAGUGCCCAUUUGGAUACGAUUCUCAUGACAAGGUUAAAAAGGAGGGUGAUUCUGUCACAGUAUCUCCAAAGUGCCCAUUUGGUUUUGAUUCUCGUGACAACAAUAAAAAGGGGGAGGGUGAUUCUGUUGCACUAUCUCCCAAGUGCCCAUUUGGAUAUGAUACUCAAACGUUCAAGUUGGGCCCACUCAGUUGUGUGAUUUGCCAUGCUCUUCUCUUUGAGAGUAGCAAAUGCAUGCCUUGUUCCCAUAAGUUUUGCAAAGCAUGUAUUUCACGCUUUAAUGACUGCCCACUGUGUGGAGCUGACAUAGAGAAGAUUGAGCCUGAUGUGGAUCUUCAGGAAGUUGUUGAUCGCUUCAUUGAGGGUCAUGCUAGAAUUAAGAGGUCACAGGUCAAUUCAGAUUCAAAUGAAACGGGAGGUGAACAUAAAAAUGUGGUAUACGAGGAUGUCUCUUUGGAGAGGGGCGCUUUCCUGGUGCAACAUGCUGUGAGGGCAUUCCAUGCACAGAAUAUUGAAAGCGCCAAAUCACGGCUUAGUCUCUGUGUAGAAGAUAUAAGAGAGCAAUUAGAAAGAAUGGGUAACACCUCAGAGUUAUGCUCACAACUUGGGGCUGUCCUUGGAAUGCUUGGUGACUGCUGUCGAGUGAUGGGCAAUGCUGGUUCUGCAAUUACUUACUAUGAAGAGAGUGUUGAGUUCCUUUCGAAAUUAUCUGUAAAAGAUCUGGAGGUGGCGCACACACUAUCUGUGUCUCUUAAUAAAAUUGGAGAUCUUAAAUACUAUGAUGGAGACCUGCAAGCUGCAAGAUCUUAUUAUUCUCAAUCUUUGGAUGUACGCCGUAAUGCUGCUAAAGAUCAUUCGGAUGUCCCUUCCCAGAUUGUAGAUGUGGCAGUAUCUUUGGCCAAAGUUGCUGAUGUGGACAGGAGCCUGGGCAGUGAGCACACGGCAGCUGAUGGGUUCCAAGAAGCCAUAAAAUGUUUAGAGUCCUUGACAUUGAAUUCUAACGAGACUGCUCUAGAGCAGCGGCGCCUUUCAGUGCUCGAAUUCCUCCAGAAUCAACUUGCAGAACAUCAGGAUUCAGCACCCAUUUCUUCUGUGUGAGAUCUCCUUGACAAGUUGAUUACAGAUAUGUACAUGUGAUAUAAGCAUUAUAUAAGGAGCUACUUAUCAAAGCCAAAGGUAUGCCUGAUAGGGAUUUCACGUUUGCUGCUAGCCAGCUGAUACUGAUUCUAUCUGCCGUUUUCCCCUCGUAUAAAUCUCCAGUUAUCAUAUGCAUAA